AUGCUGCAUCCGGUAGAGUUAACUCCCUCCGGCCGGCCCGUGCUGUUCCCUGGCGAGGUGGAGAGCCUUUUAAUCGACGACGCGGGGAUAGAAUUUGAAGAGGUAGCAAAUUCCGGCUCGGUUCUUGAAGCGGAGUCGCUUCGUGAUGGCGUCGCGUCGCUCACCACGCACCGGCUGAUUUGGAUCGACGAACGGCCGGCGACAGGUGGUAACCAGAAGCGAGCUUUCGCCGUGCCACUCGUCGCCAUCGCGAAUGCUUCCGCUGCGGGGUGGCGACUCACCUCAGUUUUCGCCUCCCCUCGUGUUCGCAUGUACGUCUUAUUAGACCCGCAAGGGCGGGCGGUUUUGUCGUCUUCUGCCAUUGGCAGCAGCAGCCACAGCACGCAGAGCAGCAACUUAGGGUCGAAUUUAGGACGAACCGCGUCAUUAGUAGCCGUUCUAAGAGGCCAGGCCCCUGCUGAUGUGUUCUUAAAAAAACUCAACGAAGCUCUAGCGGCUAGAAAAUGGCAAGAUUCACCUUUUCCGGGGCUAGUAACCCCCCCUACUGCUGCCUCCGCAUCUCUCCCUGCCCUGCCGAUCGGCGCAGCAGCAGCAGCAGCAGCAGCAGCAGCAGCGGUCGGCGCGUAUGGGGGGAGCGGAAUGGGGGGAUCAGCAACUGGCGGAGAGAACCCCCUGUAUUGGGGCAGUGCGGGGUAUGGAAGCGGGGAAGUGGGGACAGCAGGGGGAGCGGGGGGAGCAGGGGGACCUCCCCCGGUGCAGUUCAGCACAGCAAUGGCGGGGGUGGGGGGGAUUCUGAGGCGCGAGGCGGAGCAGAAGCAGGCCACGGAUCGCAGCCUGCAAGAAGCGUUCUCGGACCUGAAUGCACUCAUGGCCAAGGCGAGCGAGAUGGUGAAACUGGCAGAGAGAAUGCGACAGAAGCUGCAGCAGCAGCAGGGGGCGGCGAGUGGGGAAAUCGCCCCUUCCCUCUCUUCCUCCUCCUCCUCUUCCUCAGCAGCAGCAGCAUCGGAGGAGCUGCAGGACCUGCUGCUGAAGAUGGGCAUUGAGUCUCCUGUCACACGAGAGACAGCAGGCGCAUUGUAUCACAGACAGCUGUCCAGAGAGCUUGCAGAUUUCAUAGGCCCAGUGCUGGAGAAGACAGGUGGCACGAUGCUAUUGGUCGACGUGUACUGCAUAUUCAACCGCGCCAGAGGCACAGAGCUCAUAUCACCAGACGAUCUACUCAAGGCGUGUUCGCUCUGGUCCUCUUUCACCUCUCCUGCAGUGCUAAGGCGCUUUGACAGUGGCAUUCUUGUGGUGCAGCUCAAGACUCACAGCGACGAGCAUGUCACGCGCAGGAUCCAGGAGUUGGUCUCGACCAAUGAGGCGCAGCGAGUCGGGGUGUCCAUUGCUGAUGUGGCGCAGGCGCUCGGCGUCUCGCCAGCUGUCGCCAAGGAGGAAUUGUUAGCAGCCGAGGCCAAGGCUCUUCUGUGCCGAGACGAUGCAGCCGAUGGCCUCCGCUUCUUCGAAAACUUCUUUGCCACGGCUCAUAUGUGA
Molecule: messenger RNA, 1533 nt
Organism: Closterium sp. NIES-65
Lineage: Eukaryota; Viridiplantae; Streptophyta; Zygnematophyceae; Desmidiales; Closteriaceae
Source: the annotation of a GenBank genome assembly